UGAUGAUAUCUGUUUCUCUUGCUACUAGCUGUACAUGCAUUGAAUCUAGCUGAGGUAUUUGAUUGUUCAUAGUGAAGAACUCUAUUGUUGCAAUGUCAUUGUGUUGGAACUUGUAGAAUAAAUUGUUAUUAUAGAUGGUUGCAAUGAAUUUAGCAUGUUCCUGAAUGUUUGGCUUUUAUUGAAAUUAUUCAGUUGUUUUUGCUUUAGAUAUGAGUAUCAUAACUGCAUACCCAUAUUAUAAUUCUAUGUUUUCAAUAAUGUUAGGCACUGAACUUGAACCCCAACAACAAUUUGACACAUCCAACAAAUUAAUCAAAUUCUUAAAACAACAUAAUUUCACUCCUGAUUUGGUGAAUGGCGGAAAAGCUUUACCUAAUGAAGAGACUGUACUUUUGGCUUCAUGUAACUAUGAAACUAACACUAAAUGGGGUCAAGAGAUUGGAUUCUUGUAUGGUACUGUAUGUGAAGAUGUUCACACUGGAUUCAUGCUGAAUUGCAAUGGUUGAAAUUCAGUUUUUUGUGAUCCAGCUAAGUCACAGUUCCUUCAAAACAGUACAACUAACCUGAAUGAAUUGCUAAUUCAAGGAACAAGAUGGGGUUCUGGUCUGCUUGACAUUGGUUGAAGCAGGUUCUGGCCUCUUAUAUAUGGAUUUUAAUCAAGAAUGUAAUAAUUGAAUAAAAGUUCUUAAUUUAUUAGAUGUUUAUUAUCAACUAAAGUGGAUGUUCAUUUUACUAUGUAUGUAGAUG
Messenger RNA from Arachis duranensis, 747 nucleotides. Its product is annotated as cellulose synthase A catalytic subunit 8 [UDP-forming]-like. Gene Ontology annotation, cellular component: trans-Golgi network; plasma membrane. Lineage: Eukaryota; Viridiplantae; Streptophyta; Magnoliopsida; Fabales; Fabaceae. The transcript is spliced from 2 exons. The coding region runs from base 210 to 506 and encodes 98 amino acids. Gene Ontology annotation, molecular function: mannan synthase activity; cellulose synthase (UDP-forming) activity. The record is from RefSeq and is a predicted model, not a curated record. Gene Ontology annotation, biological process: plant-type primary cell wall biogenesis; cellulose biosynthetic process.